AUGAGGCCGCGGCCCGACGGUCGGGGGCUCCGGGCGGGAGCCGCGCUGUCGCCCGCGCUGCUGCUGCUGCUGCUGCUGCCGCCGCCGCCGCCGCUGCCGGGACGCCUGUGGGCGGCGGGCACACCCGCGCCGGCGACGCCCGGGCCUCGGCAAGACGGCGCGCCCGGCGCGGGCCGCGUCAAGCGCGGCUGGGUGUGGAACCAGUUCUUCGUGGUGGAGGAGUACACGGGCACCGAGCCCCUGUACGUGGGCAAGAUCCACUCGGACUCGGACGAGGGUGACGGGGCCAUCAAGUAUACCAUCUCAGGCGAGGGCGCUGGGACCAUCUUCCUGAUUGAUGAGCUGACGGGAGACAUCCAUGCCAUGGAGCGCCUGGACCGGGAGCAGAAAACGUUCUACACGCUGCGGGCUCAGGCCCGGGAUCGCGCCACCGACCGCCUGCUGGAGCCUGAGUCGGAGUUCAUCAUCAAGGUCCAGGACAUCAACGACAGCGAGCCCCGCUUCCUGCACGGCCCCUACAUUGGCAGCGUGGCUGAGCUCUCACCCACAGGCACGUCGGUGAUGCAGGUGAUGGCCUCGGAUGCGGAUGACCCCACGUACGGCAGCAGCGCUCGGCUGGUGUACAGCGUGCUGGACGGCGAGCACCACUUCACCGUGGACCCCAAGACCGGCGUGAUCCGGACGGCCGUGCCCGACCUCGACCGCGAGAGCCAGGAGCGCUACGAGGUGGUGAUCCAGGCCACAGACAUGGCGGGCCAGCUGGGCGGCCUCUCGGGCUCCACCACGGUCACCAUUGUGGUCACCGACGUCAACGACAACCCACCCCGCUUCCCGCAGAAGAUGUACCAGUUCAGCAUUCAGGAGUCGGCCCCCAUCGGCACGGCUGUGGGACGAGUGAAGGCCGAGGACUCAGACGUGGGCGAGAACACAGACAUGACUUACCACCUCAAGGAGGAGAGCGGCAGCGGCGGCCAUGUGUUCAAGGUCACCACGGACAGCGACACUCAGGAGGCCAUCAUUGUAGUGCAGAAGCGCCUGGACUUCGAGUCCCAGCCCGUGCACACCGUGGUCCUGGAGGCCCUCAACAAGUUCGUGGAUCCCCGCUUCGCUGACUUGGGCACGUUCCGCGACCAGGCGAUCGUGCGCGUGGCCGUGACCGACGUGGACGAGCCCCCCGAGUUCCGGCCGCCCUCCGGCCUCCUGGAGGUGCAGGAGGACGCGCAGGUGGGCUCCCUGGUCGGCGUGGUGACGGCGCGGGACCCCGACGCCGCCAACCGGCCCGUCCGGUACGCCAUUGACCGUGACUCGGAUUUGGAUCAGAUCUUUGAUAUCGAUGCGGACACGGGCGCCAUCGUGACGGGCAAGGGGCUGGACCGCGAGACCGCGGGCUGGCACAACAUCACGGUGCUGGCCAUGGAGGCUGACAAUCAUGCCCAGCUCUCCCGGGCAUCCCUAAGGAUCCGAAUCCUGGAUGUGAACGACAAUCCCCCGGAGCUGGCCACCCCCUACGAGGCAGCGGUGUGCGAGGAUGCCAAGCCAGGACAGCUUAUCCAGACCAUCAGCGUGGUGGACAGAGACGAGCCUCAGGGCGGGCAUCGCUUCUAUUUCCGCCUGGUGCCUGAAGCACCCAGCAACCCUCACUUCUCCCUGCUUGACAUCCAAGACAACACAGCAGCGGUGCACACACAGCACAUGGGCUUCAACCGGCAGGAGCAGGAUGUGUUUUUCCUGCCCAUCCUGGUGGUGGACAGCGGGCCGCCCACCCUGAGCAGCACGGGCACGCUCACCAUCCGCAUCUGUGGCUGCGACAGCUCCGGCACCAUCCAGUCCUGCAACACCACAGCCUUCGUCAUGGCCGCCUCCCUCAGCCCAGGCGCCCUCAUUGCCCUCUUGGUCUGUGUCCUCAUCCUGGUCGUGCUGGUGCUGCUGAUCCUCACCCUCAGGCGCCACCACAAGAGCCACCUGAGCUCGGACGAGGACGAGGACAUGCGGGACAACGUCAUCAAAUACAACGACGAGGGCGGCGGCGAGCAGGACACCGAGGCCUACGACAUGUCGGCGCUGCGGAGCCUCUACGACUUCGGCGGCGAGCUCAAGGGCGGCGACGGGGGCGGGGGCCCGGCGGGCGGGGGCCCGGGCGGCGGCGGGGGCGCGGGCAGCCCCCCGCAGGCCCGCCUGCCCUCGGAGCACCACUCGCUCCCGCAGGGGCCGCCCAGCCCCGAGCCAGACUUCUCGGUGUUCAGGGACUUCAUCAGCCGCAAGGUGGCGCUGGCGGACGGGGACCUGUCGGUGCCGCCCUACGACGCCUUCCAGACCUACGCCUUCGAGGGCGCGGACUCGCCGGCCGCCUCGCUCAGCUCGCUGCACAGCGGCUCGUCGGGCUCCGAGCAGGACUUCGCCUAUCUCAGCAGCUGGGGCCCGCGCUUCCGGCCCCUGGCCGCGCUCUACGCCGGCCACCGCGCGGACGACGAGGCCCAGGCCUCCUAGCGCCCCCGUCCUGCCGUCGGGGCGCGCCUCCA
Molecule: messenger RNA, 2519 nt
Organism: Prionailurus viverrinus (fishing cat)
Lineage: Eukaryota; Metazoa; Chordata; Mammalia; Carnivora; Felidae
Gene: CDH22
Product: cadherin 22
Exons: 11
Coding region: 1-2487 (828 amino acids)
Biological process (GO): homophilic cell-cell adhesion; cell-cell junction assembly; calcium-dependent cell-cell adhesion
Cellular component (GO): adherens junction; plasma membrane; catenin complex
Molecular function (GO): cadherin binding; calcium ion binding
Source: RefSeq, a predicted model, not a curated record